This is a messenger RNA of Bemisia tabaci, 4552 nucleotides long. RefSeq lists its product as uncharacterized. Gene Ontology annotation, biological process: regulation of DNA-templated transcription. Gene Ontology annotation, molecular function: transcription coregulator activity. NCBI's taxonomy places the organism in Eukaryota, Metazoa, Arthropoda, Insecta, Hemiptera, Aleyrodidae. Gene Ontology annotation, cellular component: nucleus. The record is from RefSeq and is a predicted model, not a curated record.
AGUGAAGUGAAUUUUCACAGGGUUUCUCUCUACUAGUAUCUUCCAAAAAUCUUUGUAUUUUUAUAAUUAUUUAAUUUAUUUAUGGAAAGUUCUUUUCCUUAGUAGACAUUAUGGAUAUUGAUGAACCAAAGGAUGAUGAGGAUGAAUUGGCAGCGCUCAUGGCUGCCAGUACAACGGUCCGUAAGAGAAGACUUGAAGUUGGGCCCACUAUCAACCCAAAGAGGCGCAAGCAAUUGAAAGACCUAGCAGUACUUGUAUCCGCCGAUGAUGCAUGUCAAAAGGAGCGAGAACAAAACUUUGCUGCCAACUAUUUCAAUAAACUGAAAGAACAAUUGGAGCCGGCAGUUUUCGUCAAGGUUUUGGAACUUUUGAGUGACUUUGAUGGGACGUCAGAAGGAGUUAUCAAUCUCUUCCAAGAUAUUUCAUCUUUAUUGCCACCUUCUCUUGCCAAGGAGUUCCUUUGUUUUUUAACUCCGGAUCAAGCCCACCUUUGUGGGAAGUUCAUGGACCAUUUCAUUUUGUCGAAAAUGAUCGAAUUCUUUCGGAAAUUCGAAAUUUGUUUUGCAAAGCAACCUCAGAUGGUGCGAAAAUUCUAUGACGUCCUUUGUCAGCUUGCCUCGUCUGAGGAUGUUUCCUUGCAACAAGUGCGUGAGGCUGUUUUACCAUUACUGAAAACCAAGAAUUUUUUAAUGGAGUACUUUCUUCAACUUUUUCCCUCUGAAAAACCGUCGGACAGCUUUGUUUUAGAUGAUUACGAAGACAUAUACCUUGAUGGUGAAUGUGGAGUUGAAGAAGAGAUUCGGUUGGCAGAAACAGAGGAGUCAGCAAACUGCCCUUGCUCCUGCCAUCCAUCUCAUGCAACGCAUUGCCAGCGAUGCGCAGUGAAAUACAUCAAUGGACGUGUGUAUAUCCAGACUGGCAAAGUGCUCCGCUCAGCAAGAGUUGAAUUCAAUGGAUUCAAUCCAGUUGAUGCCCUCCGCCGCGUUUGCGUAAAUAGUGAAGAACUAACACCAAAAGCGAAGCCCAUUCGACGCAAACCUGAUGUUCACAAUCAGAAAGAUUUAUCCCCUAUCAAACAUGUGUCAUCACCCCACAUGGCAACAACAGAAUCUGAGGAUGAGUCUCUUGAAGUGAGAACCAUCAAUGGAACUAACAAUAAACCAAAAUCUGCAAGAUCACUCAAGAUCAAAUUUAAGUCCAGUGAAAAGCUCUUGGCAAAAGUUAAAAACCCUAGAACUCAGGAAGGAUCUGAAGAAUUGAAGAUAAUGUCUGAUGAAAAUGCUAUCACUGACUUGCCUGACUGUUUUCUAGCUAGGAGGUUGUCACCCAGCGAGAGUUCCGAGCUGAGCAAUCUCAAUUUCAAUAACAUACUUUCUGACAAUCAAAAUGAGUACAGCAAGCACACAGAUUCCGAGAGUGUGUUUAAUUUUUCUGUCCAUAGUCCACUGAGGAGAGCAUCAAUUUGCCUUGAAGGUUUUGACUCCACGAGUGAAAGUGCACAGAGCCCUAUCAAAAUGGAUCAAAGAUUGUGCAUACCCCUGAAAAGAAUAGAUGACGAUGACUCGCUGAUGACAAUACACAACAAAGACAACCAUAACAUUUCAGUAGAGACGAUGAAUACGUCUUCUGACAGAUCUGGCUCUGAAAUUUUCAAACCUGACACGCCCAUGAAAUCUGAUGUCUCAGGAACUGUUGAUACAAUUUUAACUUCAUCGGACGUUGAUGAAAUGAAUGUGUUUAUAAGCUCAUCUAACAUAGAUAAAAUCAAUGUUUUUGGAGUGAGCCAUUUUGAAGCAGCAAAAAGUUCUCAAAAAUGUGCCGAUAAGUACUCUGAACCUACUAUGGAUUCUAUGAGCAUCGAUUCGUUUUUGAAUAUUUCUAACCUGGAUGCCAAAAUUGAUUCAUUUCUGACUAAUGCUGAAGGGGCAAACAAUUUAGAUGCUCUUUUAAAUGAUUCUUCACCUGAAAGUUCAAAUAUGGAGAAGAAUACAGACACUAAAGAGUCAACAAGUUUGCAUCAAUCAGAAAUAGACAAAAAUUAUGUUGCUGAUAUCAAAUCAUCAAUGAACCUAAGUCCAGUUCCGAAAGUUGUCCGUAAUAUGGACUCCAUACUAGACUUAAUAGAUCAGAAUGUGUCUGAAAGCAGAAAUCCCUCCAUUUUAAAUGGUUCUAGUGAAAAAGUAAGAGACUUCCAGCUGCCAAAAGGAGAGGUGCCUGAAAAGGUUGAGAUGAGUCCUAAAAAGGAAGAAAUUCUGGACGAAGAUCAGAAAUCCAGCGUUCUCUCUACAACUUCUGAUGCUCAGAAUUUUAAACCAGUAAAGGUCCGUAGUAUGGACUCAAUCCUAGAAUUUGUUGAACAAAAUGUUCCUGCACAUAGCAAUAUCUCAAAUUUAAAUAUUUUCAAAAAUGAAGAUGAAACACCUCAUUUUGAAAAUGUAGAUUCUCAACAGCUUGACAAAGAAGCACCUCAAACUAAUCUUGAAGUUCGGUCAGUCAGCCCAUUGAAGGACAAUAAAUCGGUGAAGGAAGAAGUAAAAGUUGAGGUUUUAGACAUAACUUUUGAACCUAAAUCUCCUCUGAAAAUUUGUGACGCUCUACAGUCGAAGUUAAUUUCAGAUGUGAAGGAGGAAGCACCCGAUACUAAAAUCAUUUCAAACAUCAAGGAAAGCCAGUCUCUUCAAAAAUGUAGCAUCAAUGAAGCGACUCCAGUAGAUAUAGAUCAGGGUCUACUUAGCCCUAAAAGUGAAAAUGGCUCAGUUCAAGAGGAGGCUGAAGAAGUAAGCCCGACAUUUGCAGCUCUCUCUGCCGCUAAGGAAUGUAGCAUCUUAGAGCCUAAAAAGGAACAAGUUGACAGCCAAGAUUCUGCGCCAAUAUUAGACAAUAGUAGGGUAGAAAGCGAGACUCAAGCAGAUGCAAAUCAGGCUCUUCUCAGUCCCAAGACAGAAGUAAAAGAAGAAAUGCAGGAAGAACUGCAGGAAGCAAGUCAGAUGACUUCAGCCGAUGUCUUCGGUAGUUUCAAGCCGAAGGUGGAAGUUGUUGACAGUGAAAGUAACGGAGUAGAUUUCAGUGCAACAGAAUCCUUAGAUACAGCUAAGGUAAGGUGUCAGUUACUUGAAACGCCUUUAAUAGUGAAUCAGUCAGAGGCUGUUCAAAGCGUAUCAUUUAUUUACGGAGAGGGGGGAGACGAAAAUUUGAAAGUAACGCUUUUCUCUGCUGAUCCAGUAGAAGAGAAAGCUAUUGAUACCGAUAUUCUAUCAAUUUCUACUGAUUCAGCAACUGGAGAAACUUUUAGCAGACAAAUUUUGCCUCACAAUGGUGCAAGUGUUAAGAUUAUCAACAAGUCGUUACCCACUACUAUAGUUGAGAAGUUGUCAGAGGACAAUAAUGCUGCAAUUUUAGGCCGAAGUGAAGUUAUCAAUGAGCCAACUUCAGUAAAUUUCAGCCAAAAGGAGGAAAACAUCAUUUCCAGUUCUUCAGAGGUUGAAAAAGUACCGAGAAACAAUUUUUCUUCACUUCGUGAUCUGUUAAUCAAGGACCAGUUUAAUCAGGAAAUCUCAAGUUUCGUCUGCAAAAGAACGGAAAAAUUACCUACUGCAAGCAGUUUUCCUUCAAGCUUUACAAGUAAUAUUGAUAAAAUUGAAGAUCCCUCUACUACCCAUUUAACAAUAGUAUCAAAUAAAGAAAGAUCAUUGCCUCAUGUUGCAAGGGGUUCCUCAAAAGAUUGCCAAAAAAGAUCACACCUGAAACUUUCUGACUCAACACCAGUCAGAUCCUCUGUCGAUAUUCAAAAUAGUGCUGAAGCAUUACCUGUGGAACUUGCUGAAUCUCAGAAAAAUGGAAGAGGAAUAGUAAUAUCCACGUCAGGCUCGGCUGUUAAACUCACGGAAGGCCACGGGAACGAUUCCUUAACAGAUUCCUCUCAAGAGCUUCCAGAGGUGCAGAAGUGCGAUGAACUUGUCUCCCCAGAUUGCAGUAAGAAGCAAGAAACGAAUGCUGAGAAUAUUGAGAAAUUGAUGUCCAGUGAACAUCAAAGUCAACUUGUAGAUAAUCACCUUAAGAAGGAAGAUUCUGUGAACCUCAGUGAUUAUGUAGGGAGUAAAGCAAAGGACCAAGGAAACGACUGGACAAUGGAAGAAGACAAGAUAAUCUUGCAGACAUUCCAAAAAGAUCCAGAUAUGCAAGAUAUUUUCUCUAAGAUACAGACUCAACUGCCGGAGAGAUCUCUGCAAGAGGUUCAAAGUCGGUUCUAUGUUCUGAUAGAGUUGUUGGAAAAAAUGUCGCACAGCUCUGAAGAUGCUAGCAAGAAAGAAUAAACCAAGCCAGCGAACCAUACUUUAUUUUUCAGUACAAUCUUAAGAAAUCCACCUAGCACAUGAUAUAUACGUGCAACUAGCCAUAGGAAGGUAAAAAUUGAGUUUUCAUUGAUCAAAGCCCUCAACGAGUUUUAGCACAUAAUUUAUUGUUAAUUUCCAAUUGUUUUUACAGUUGACUCCCUGUGAUAUAUUUAUAAGUUCUAAAUUAUAUUUUUCCUAAUAAAAUGAUUAGGUAUAAA